This is a messenger RNA of Felis catus (domestic cat), 1649 nucleotides long. RefSeq names its product clathrin binding box of aftiphilin containing 1 (gene CLBA1). The record is from RefSeq and is a predicted model, not a curated record. Gene Ontology annotation, molecular function: clathrin binding. The coding region runs from base 12 to 1016 and encodes 334 amino acids. Gene Ontology annotation, cellular component: trans-Golgi network membrane; AP-1 adaptor complex. The transcript is spliced from 5 exons. Lineage: Eukaryota; Metazoa; Chordata; Mammalia; Carnivora; Felidae. Gene Ontology annotation, biological process: intracellular transport.
GCGGCGCCGAAAUGCAGGGCCAGUGGCGGCGGGGGGCAGGGCCCGGUCACGCGCCCCCUGUCUGCGGGUCUCCGCGCGCGGGCAACGAGGGAGCGGGCGAGGUGUCCCUCUACUGGGCCUCUAGAGACAGCGGGGCCAGCCCGGCGCCCGGGAGGCGGAGAGGAGCGGGGGCGCAGUGCGUGAGGAGCGCCCCCAGGACCUCCGGGGGCGGCGACGGCGUUUCCGCCUGCACGGUCAGCACUCCGGACCCUGGGGAGCACAGCAGCGCCUGGGGGGAGUUCGAAGGCUUUCAGGAAUCUUCAGCCAAGUCUCCACACUUCUCCCAACCCUUUGAACUCCCGGACAGACAGGCGGGACGCGGGCUGCAGAGCGCGGCCUCCACUCCAAAGGAGCGGGGUUCUGGCCAGCCUCAGCGGGGCGGGCCUGGGGCGGCCGGGACCCCCGGCACCUCCGCCUCCGAGCUCAUUCUCAGCUAUGAGGAUGUUUUCAGGUUUGCUUUUCAGGAAGUACCAGUGCAGCAGGCAACUGAAGGUGUCUCCCCCUUAGACCGCAUCUUAGAAACGAGCAGUGAGGGGAAAUCUGGCUGCGGACCUGGACACAUACUGGGUUCUGAGUCCAGGAGGCUCUGGGGAGCUCUUCAGAACACAGAUAGCACAUCCACUUCCCGAUGGCUCUGGAGCGAGUCCCGGUGCCAGGAAAACUUGUUGCUUGUUCUCGGAAUGGAUGCUGCCCGGAAGGACCUUUCUGGAGACCUGGGUCACGUUCUGGAACGUUCCGACCUCCAAGAGCCUGAAGAACUAGGUGUGCGCACCGUCUGUGCGCAGCCCUGCAGGGCCCUGGUCCACACCCAGCUCGCGGGGCCCUCCGGCGGCAGACAGGGGAGCCUGACUGCGUGGAGCCUCUUUCUGAAGACCCCCUUACGCAGCAGCGGCCAGUACAUCCCAGUUCCACGGAAAAAGAAGAUUUUCAGUCCACGUAACCUAAAAAUGACUUUGUUUAAUAGUAACGUUUGCUAAGACGGGAGUCCUUGGUAUUUUUAUGAGAAAGUUUACAUUUUCUUACUGGCUCAGUUUGCUACUGGAAACCAGAACCAUUUUGUGGGGGAGUUUCUCAAACCCCAAGUCGGUUUCCUGGGAUCCCUGUGCAAACCACUCCCGCGCCUACUGGCCCACGCUGGGGUCUGACCGCUUUAGGAGUAUGUCCUUCUGCAGAGCUGUCCCCAACAGGAAGGAGGCGCCCCGUGCCCCCCAGGAGCUCCGCCCCAGCCUCACAUGAACCCGGGUGGCACUGGGGUCCUCUGCCUGGUGAGGGACCCCAGGUCCGGCUGCCGGCGUAGCACUGCGGGGGGCGCACCGGGGUGGCCUGGCUCUCGGUGGGGGGUGUCACCUGGAGACAGCCGUCCCGGCACCCAGGAAGCCCUGAGUGUGUUUCGGGCGCACGUUGGGCAGGGCCCACGCGGCAGGAAAGCCGUGGUCUCCCCAGAGCCCCGUGAGUGCUCACCUGGACCACUGCCAUCCAGCGGCCUCUCUCUGCGUCGGCCCUCCUCUCCAACCCCGAGCAAGCGAGCGUGCUCUGGUUCUGGCGGAGGCACUGAGUUUUGUAAAAUUUUAUUAAAUAAAAUGGCCCAGAUAAGCCCAUGUUCUCGCUGA